AUGGGCUCCGGCGAUGAUAACGACCGCGACCUGGACCGGGACCGCGAUCGCUCCUCCUCCCGCCACCACCGCGACAGGCACCACGAGCGCUCCUCCUCCCGCUACCGUCGCGACGACAGGGACUUCGAUCGGGACCGGGGCCGCGAGGAGAGGGAGCAGGCGCGGCGGCGCGAGGGGAGGAGAGAUAGGGAGAGGCCGAGGCGGCGGGAUGCGGACGGGGAGGACGAGGACGGCGACCGCGACCGCAAGCGCCGCCGCGUGUCCUCGCAGCACCGCCGCCGGGACGGGGAGCCGGAGGCGGCGCCCACUACCAGGGACCAGGAGAGGGGCAUGGGGGCCGAGCAGCAGCGGCUCGACGACGAGAUGGAGCGCCGCCGCAUCCGCGUCAAGGACUGGCAGGAGAAGCGCCGCGAGCAGCAGGGUGCCACCGGGCCCAAGGCCGAGGCGGGCUGCGGUGCUGAGGCGGGGAAGAAGUGGAACUUGGAGAGCGAGGAGUCUGACGAGGAAGAGGAUGGCACGGAUUUGGGCGGAAGCAGUGUCAUGGAUGUUGAUUGCGACAAUGGGGGUAAUGCUACCAGUGGCCCUACUGAUGUGGAAGUGGAGGAGGAAGAGAUUGAUCCGCUUGACGCGUUCAUGAACACCAUGGUGCUGCCGGAGGUCGCAAAGCUGGAGAGCAAUCCAGCAUCAGUGGACGGUGUAAGGGAGGUUGCUGUCAGUACUGGGGGUAAGAAAGGGUUGAAGAUGGCGAUGGGGAGAAUCAUGCAAGGGGAUGACUCAGACUCGGAUUAUGGCGAUGAUGGUGAUGGUGUUGCUGGAUUGGAGGAUGAGGACGAUGAGGAGUUCAUGAAGCGCGUCAAGAAGACAAAGGAAUUGGAGCUCAAGGUGCACGGGAAAGAUGUGCCCAAGCCAAUUAAGACAUGGUUACAGAGUGGGCAGACUAGCAAGCUCCUUGACACCAUCAAGAAGCUUGGUUUCGAGAAACCCAUGCCUAUACAAGAGCAAGCGCUGCCGGUCAUCAUGAGUGGCCGUGAUUGCAUUGGUGUUGCAAAAACUGGAUCUGGCAAAACACUUGCGUUUCUCCUUCCGAUGCUCAGGCAUGUCAAAGACCAGCCACCUGUUGCUCCUGGAGAUGGUCCUGUUGGGCUCAUUGUGGCUCCUACAAGGGAGCUUGUGGUGCAGAUACACUCGGACAUUAAGAAGUUCUCUAAGAUGCUUGGCAUUAGUUGUGUUGCUGUCUAUGGAGGUUCAGGGGUUGCCCAGCAGAUCAGUGAACUGAAACGAGGUGCUGAAAUUGUCGUUUGCACACCAGGAAGGAUGAUCGAUAUCCUCUGUACUAGCAAUGGGAAAAUCACUAACCUUCGGAGAGUGACAUUCUUGGUGAUGGAUGAAGCUGAUAGAAUGUUCGACAUGGGUUUUGAGCCUCAGAUUACAAGGAUAAUUCAAAACACUCGGCGAGAUAGGCAGACAGUGCUUUUCUCAGCCACUUUUCCAAGGCAGGUAGAGAUGCUGGCGCGCAAGGUGCUGAUCAAACCCGUUGAGAUUCAGGUGGGUGGGAGGAGUGUGGUGAACAAAGACAUCACACAAGUAGUCGAGGUGCGACCAGAAAGUGAGAGGUUCUUGAGGCUGUUAGAGUUGCUUGGGAAGUGGUGUGAUAAGGGGAAGAUUCUUGUUUUUGUCCACACUCAAGAUAAAUGCGAUUCUCUGCUUAAAAACUUGUUCCAGCAUGGAUACCAGUGCCUGUCUCUACAUGGUGGUAAAGACCAAGCUGAUCGUGAAUCAACUGUUGCUGAUUUCAAGAGCAAUAUCUGCAGCUUGCUGAUUGCUACUAGUGUUGCUGCUAGGGGUUUAGAUGUGAAAGAACUUGAAUUGGUUGUCAAUUAUGAUGUCCCUAACCACUAUGAGGACUAUGUUCAUCGUGUUGGGCGAACAGGCCGUGCUGGUAGGAAGGGCUCUGCUGUGACUUUUAUUUCCGAGGAAGAGGAGCGGUAUGCGCCAGACCUUGUGAAGGCAUUGGAGCUCUCUGAACAGACUGUUCCAGAGGACCUGAAAGCCUUAGCUGAUCGGUUUAUGGCAAAGGUGAAGCAGGGAACAGAGCGGACCCAUGGUACUGGUUAUGGUGGAAGCGGUUUCAAGUUCAAUGAGGAAGAGGAUGAAGCGCGGAAGUCCACAAAGAAGGCUCAGGCAAGGGAAUAUGGAUAUGAGGAGGAGAAGUCAGAUUCAGAUUUUGACGAGGAAGAGGUACAUAAGGCAGGAGAUGACCUGGACGUGCAGGCGGUUGGUGAUCCGAGCGCAAAUGAUGAAGCUAGGCUUCAUGCUCUUGAGGCUUUGGCACGGAUACAGCGCCAUGCGGUUCCUGACCACUACGAGGCUGAGCUUGAGAUUAAUGAUUUCCCACAGUAUGCUCGCUGGAGGAUCACUCACAAAGACACACUGGGUCCUAUUCAGGAAGGUGGUGUUGCUAUCACUAUACGGGGAACAUAUAUUGCUCAAGGAAAAGUUGCUGGUGCCAAUGAGCGCAAACUGUACCUGUUUAUCGAGGGCCACUCAGAGUCUUGUGUGAAGAAGGCAAAAGCAGAGUUGAAACGUGUCCUUGAGGAUUGUGUCAGCCAGGUUCCCAAUCUACCCAAAUCUGCUCCAACUAAAAAUACUCAGUUAUUUGAAGCAGGUGCUGACGACGGUGGUGGGUGCUGGGGAGGUGCUGGAGGAGGAGGAGGGCUGGGAGGGAUGACGUCGCCGAGGAAGGACGGGGGGUUCCUGACCCAGGACCAGCGGGAGAAGCUGCGGAUCGCGGUGCAGAACGCGGAGACGCAGUCGCUCGCCUCCCCGCGCUCGCCCACGGGAGGGACCACCUCCGCGCUGCUGCAGCAGUACGAGCAGCAGAUGCUGGAGCAGAAGCGCGCCACCGCCGCAGCGGCCGCCGCGGCUGCUGGUGGCGGGAGGGGCGGCGGCGGAGGAGGGGGAGGGGGAGGGGGAGGUGGGCCCAGGCACGUGCGCCGGUCGCAUUCCGGGAAGACCAUCAAGGUGAAGAAAGAUGGAGCUGGUGGCAAAGGGACUUGGGGCAAACUAAUUGAUACUGACGCAGAGGCAUGCCUUGACCGAAAUGAUCCAAAUUAUGACAGUGGUGAGGAACCAUACGAGUUAGUUGAAGCCCCUGUUUCAACCCCACUAGAAGACUACAAGAAAGCUGUUGUCCCGUUAAUUGAGGAAUAUUUCAGCAAUGGUGAUGUGAAAUUAGCUGCUUCUGAUCUUAAAGAAUUGGGUUAUGAUGAUUUCCACCGUUACUUUGUCAAGAAGCUUGUUUCCACAGCAAUGGACAGGCAUGACAAGGAGAAAGAGAUGGCAUCAGUGCUUCUAUCAUAUCUUUAUGGCAACGUGGUCAGUUCAACUCAAAUCAGACUGGGCUUUGUGCUGCUAUUAGAGGCUGUUGAUGACCUGGCUGUUGACAUACCUGAUGUGGUUGAUGUGCUCGCGCUUUUCAUUGCACGUGCAGUUGUUGAUGACAUUCUGCCACCUGCUUUCCUUAGCAAGGCAAAAGUGAGUCUCUCAGGAUCUUCAAAGGGUAUGCAGGUUGUACAAAUUGCAGAGAAAAGCUAUCUUUCAGCACCCCACCACGCAGAGUUACUUGAGCGACGAUGGGGUGGUUCAACUCGCAUCACGGUAGAAGAGGUGAAGAAGAGGAUUGCUGAUCUUCUAAAGGAAUACAUUAGAAAUGGUGAUACAGCUGAGGCUUGUAGGUGCAUUAGAGAGCUGGCAGUGCCCUUUUUUCAUCAUGAGGUGGUGAAGCGAGCUCUUACUCUUGGAAUGGAGAGUCCAGCUGCUGAAGCUCUUAUUGUCAAACUUCUGAAGGAAGCAUCUGAAGAAUGUUUAAUAAGCUCUAGUCAGAUGAUGAAAGGAUUCUAUCGGGUUGCUGAGAGUCUUGAUGAUCUCAUUCUUGAUAUACCAUCUGCAAAGUCUGAAUUUCAGCUGUUGGUAUCAAAAGCCAUUUCUGAGGGAUGGCUAGAUUCUUCGUAUGUGAAGUCAGGUGUCAACGGAAGCGUUGAAGAUGAUGAACAUGAGAAGCUGGCAAGGUACAAGAGGGAGGCUGUUUCUAUAAUACACGAAUACUUUCUCUCUGAUGAUACAACAGAGGUUAUCCGUAGUGUCAAAGAGCUUGGUUAUCCAGAAUAUAACCCAAUCUUCAUCAAGAAGCUCAUAACAAUUGCUAUGGACCGCAAGAACAGGGAGAAAGAGAUGGCAUCAGUUCUUCUAUCCUCAUUAAGCAUGGAGCUGUUCUCGUCUGAAGACAUCGCCAAGGGAUUCAUAAUGCUCCUUGAAUCUGCAGAAGACACCGCACUGGAUAUAUUGGAUGCCUCAGAUGCGCUGGGACUGUUCCUAGCCAGGGCUGUGAUUGAUGAUAGGCUUCUGAGGUGCUGGGGUGGUGGAACCGGAUGGGCUGUGGAGGAUGCCAAGGACAAGAUAACAAAGCUCCUGGAGGAGUACGAAAGUGGAGGUGAUUUAGGGGAAGCAUGCAACUGCAUCCGUGAGCUGGGUAUGUCUUUCUUCAACCAUGAAGUUGUCAAGAAGGCACUCGUGAUGGCAAUGGAGAAGAAGAAUGAGAGGACCCUAAGCCUGCUGCAGGAGUGCUUUGGUGAAGGGAUCAUAACCAUCAACCAGAUGACCAAGGGGUUCUCAAGGGUCAGGGAUGGGCUCGAUGACCUGGCUCUCGACAUUCCUGAUGCCAGGGAGAAGUUCCUUUCCUAUGUGGAGCACGCGAAGAAGAGUGGAUGGCUCCUGCCUGGGUUCGGUGUUGCAUCUUGGCUUGAACAGCUGGGCAGAGAAGCACGAAGCUGA
This is a messenger RNA of Miscanthus lutarioriparius, 4830 nucleotides long. The record is from the annotation of a GenBank genome assembly. NCBI's taxonomy places the organism in Eukaryota, Viridiplantae, Streptophyta, Magnoliopsida, Poales, Poaceae.